Messenger RNA from Suillus clintonianus, 1523 nucleotides. Its product is annotated as Metallo-dependent phosphatase-like protein. The record is from RefSeq and is a predicted model, not a curated record. Gene Ontology annotation, molecular function: hydrolase activity, acting on ester bonds. The transcript has 13 exons. Bases 316 to 1515 code for a protein of 399 amino acids. Gene Ontology annotation, cellular component: cytoplasm. NCBI's taxonomy places the organism in Eukaryota, Fungi, Basidiomycota, Agaricomycetes, Boletales, Suillaceae.
GCCAUAGAAAGGCUUGACAAAGUGGUGUCUCUUUGAGCUCAGUUUAUGUAAGCGCGCCGAUUUAAAUUAUUCAACGUCCGGCUCAACCCCUGUUCAUAAACCACAGCAAAGCCACUCGGGUCUGGUACUCCCAUGUACCAGUCACUUCUGCAACAUACUUACUUGCAUUUCAGGCCCCCUCCCAGUGUGAAACUUAUUCUAACAGAACAAGUCACGUCAGCUAAGGAAUAGCAUCAGAAAGGAAAGAUAAACCCACCAGCAAUCUACCCUCCACCUUGAAGCCGGGGACCCACUGACUGCUAAACGACUCGGGUCAUGAUCCUCUCGUGUUUGUAUGCAAGAAUCCUUGUCACUUCGCUGGCUCUUUUCUGUGCAGGAAUGGUGACAGCGUCUCCAAGUCUAUCCAGUGCAUGGUCAAGACAGGUGGAAUUAGCGAUUGACACACCUUCUCAUCUUAACCCGUAUCCUGAUAAACCACGUCUCACCUUCGGUUCUUCUGGGACUUUCAAACUAACCGUAUUCUCGGAUCUUCAUUAUGGCGAAAAUCCCUGGGAUGAAUGGGGGCCUCAACAAGAUGUUAAUAGCGCACAACUGAUGCGCACUGUACUGGCUGAUGAGAAGCCUGACUACGUCGUACUGAAUGGAGAUCUGAUCACUGGCGAAAAUACAUUUCGGGAGAAUUCCACCACUCUCAUCGAUCACAUAGUGGUUCCUCUGAACGAAGCACAAAUCCCCUUCUCUUCUACCCAUGGGAAUCAUGACAAUUCGCAAAACAUUACGCAUCUUGAAGAAAUACGACGGGAACAGCUCGUUAGUCCUCUGAGCUACACUCGCGCUGCACCACCUGGUAUCGGAGGGGAGGGAGGGCAGGGCACAUAUUGGGUUCCUAUCUACGAAAAAGCGGCCGAUUUGACGCCUGCUUUGAUCCUGUGGUUUUUCGACUCCCGAGGUGGGUUGUCUCCUGGACCCACAUCCGCGCCGCUACCAGACUGGGUGGACGCCUCUGUAGCGGAAUGGAUCAAGCGCGAGACGACUGCAAUGGAAGCUGUGUGGGAUUCAGUAGAAGGCAGAGAGCGAGGAGCAUUAGCCUUUGUACACAUACCUCCACAUGCAAUCGAGAGCGUUCAAAAGACAUUGAACACUACGCGAAACCCAGGGCUGAAUGCCGACACUCUAGGCCAGGGAUCAACACAAGCCACUAUUGACCCGUCAUCAGCCGGAAACGACCAACCGUUCUGGAAUGCAUUGAACACCAAUAUCAAAAACCUACACGCAGUAAUCUCUGGGCACGAUCAUGGUAACGAGUGGUGUGCCCGUGAGCCUUCGAAGGAUGUGAUAUUUUGUUUCGACAAGCACUCCGGAUACGGUGGCUACAAUAGCCCAGGAUGGGGCCACGGUGUACGAAAUAUCGUGUUCUCCUCUGCAGAUCCUGCUAGUGGGCUUGAAACGUGGAUAAGGUUCGAGGACGGACAAACGAGGGCAAGAGUCACACUGGACAGAAACUAUGAUCGAUGACAGUGAUU